UGAACGAAAGAGACAGAAGCGAUGAGGUAACGGAUGGUCUGUAUCAUUACCUUGACAUCAGCUUUGGAGGCUUGAUAAUUUUGAACAUCUUUAAUAACGCGGAGAGAUUUAGUCUUAUAUCAGCUUAGUUUGCAACGUUACGCCAACGAAUACCAACAGACGGAGAACCGACAGUAGUGCGCUUCAGACCGGAGGACCAGUACAGCACCAUGAACUGUGAGAUUGAUGGAGAUAUGGAGAAUCAAGUCGAGCAAGAGGAGAAGAUGAGACUCAUAAACCAAGUGUUGGAGCUCCAGCACACACUUGAAGAUCUCUCUGCACGUGUGGACGCGGUGAAGGAGGAGAACCUCAAGCUCAAAUCGGAGAACCAGGUUCUCGGGCAGUACAUCGAGAACCUCAUGUCCGCCUCCAGUGUGUUUCAGACCACUGACACCAAAAGCAAACGAAAAUAACUUGUGGAUCACUUCUACAUACUCCAUCGUCUCCUCUAUCCAGCAUUCAGACUACUAGCUCAUACAUAUAAGCCGCUGUUUGUUUUUGUAUUUAUUUUGUUGUACAAUUUACUGAUGCAUCUCUCAGCAUGGUUUGGGUAAUACUUAAAUGGACUGAGCUGCUGUCUCUCUGUGUCAGCUAAUUGUGUUACAAGAUAUAAAAGGAUGCAUGAUGCAGUUUGUGAUCAGAUAAAUACAGAGCUGGUGUAAUACCACUCCUGUAUAAUUCAUUUAGCAGGUACAUAACCAAUCUCAGACCCUCUCAUUGGCUUCACAACCUUUUUAAAUACUAGACAGCCAAAGUCUGGUUUGGAAGAGUUCUUCUAAAAAUACUACAAUUUUUUUUUUUUUUUUUAAGCUUUUUUGGCUUUCCACUACUAACAUUUACAAUGUAAAGCAAGUACAGCUUGAACACAGGUAUAUUCCUUUGAAAAUGCAUGCCAUAACCCAUAACUAAAGUGCAUGAUGUAAAAGGCUAGUGAUGGAUAACCUAAAUUAGUCCUCCCUCACUCGGCAUGUGAUUUUUCUAUUGGCAAUUAUCACAAUGACAGUUGCUCAGCUGGUGCAGAAAGUAUGCCAUUACAGUAAUUUCCUGACCCAUUGGUUUAAACGAAGUACCUCCUCAGUAUGUUACAUUAUAAGAGGCCUCUGUCUCACAGAAUGAAAUUUACUCACUUACAUACUUGGAUUUAUCUUAAAAGGUCUGGCUAGUGCACAAACCCGACUUCUUUAGAGCAGGAUAAAUAGAUUGAAACCGGCUCGCAGUGUAAACGGCAGCAUUGUGUUGGAGACUUUGCUCUUCAUGGCCGUGUCCUUUGGAUUGAGGGACUUAAAAUGGAUGAAGCUUUUACUGCUUUCAAAGACUGAAGUGAGGUUGAGUCUGCAGAGUGAUAUUGAUCUGAUUGCUCAAAGUGUCUGCUUGAGUGGCAUUUAUGAGGACGGAUGCUCUGCUCUUUGCUCAAGAAUUUGCUGAUGUGAAAUUUCACUUACUAUGAAUUAUUGACAUGACACUGAAGCAUCUGCAACGACACUACAUAAUCUGUUUAAUAUAAUUUUUUUUUUAAAUUUUUCAGUCAUGUAAUUUACGUUUGCAAGCACCUAAUGUAAAGUACCGCCUGUUCUAAAAAUGUACAUUUUAUUUUGUUACAAUUAUGCCUUUAAUAAAAUACUUUGCCUUUGCACAAACGAGUAAAAAC
Messenger RNA from Cyprinus carpio (common carp), 1687 nucleotides. Its product is annotated as short coiled-coil protein A. NCBI's taxonomy places the organism in Eukaryota, Metazoa, Chordata, Actinopteri, Cypriniformes, Cyprinidae. Gene Ontology annotation, cellular component: trans-Golgi network. Bases 210 to 452 code for a protein of 80 amino acids. The record is from RefSeq and is a predicted model, not a curated record. The transcript is spliced from 5 exons.